CGGGCUCAUUAUUUACGAUGUGUCGCGCGCGGGGAUUCCGCGCCGUGGGAUUUGGCGGCCGCGCGUGAAGGGAGGGACCCUUCCCUGUCGAAGUGUCUUUAAAGAUCCGCGCUCGUAGCGAAGACCUCCGAAGCACCGACCGACAAAUGAGCGCAGCGGCGGCGGACGUGCUCAGAUCGCCGAGCGGACGAGAGCCGAGCGCCGGACCGCUUCGCGACCCCCGGCCGCUGGACCUGAGUCCCCGACUCAUGGACACUCCCGAGUUUGUGAGGCUCAACAUGGAGCUGACGAACGCCGACGCGCCCGCGGGGGUCGUCCACUACGACGGCAAGGCGGGCGACUUCGCGUACCACCCCUACCACGGCGUGAAGGAGGAGCGGCCGAUGGUGCACGGCUUCCUCACCCGCGACCUGAGCCCCAUCGACUUCUACAAGCAGUCCCCUCCCUCCACGCCCGAGUCCAUUGACUCGCUGCAGCCGUCGCUGUGGGACGAGCAGGGCGGCUCGCACGUCCAGUACAGCCUCACCAACCUCGCCAGCGUGGAGAGGAAGCCGGCGCCGCACACGAUGGGCUUCAAGCAGCUGCCCGUGCCGUGCACCAUCCCCUCCCCGCCGGGCAUGAAGAUCUACCUGCCACCCCAUCCCGGCGACUCGGAAUCGUUUUACAGGCAAGGGAUGCCGGGGUACGGCUUCGCGAGGCCCAUCGCGGCCGAAAGGCGCCCCCACUUCUUGACGAAAUUCCCCAUGCCGCCGGACUCUGACCACGGCCCGCCCCAGGCCGCCGGCCCCCUGCAAGACCCGGAGGCAUCGCCCCCGGUCAAGAGGCGACUUCACCCCGGCAUGGACGCCCUGCCGGUGGGACGGGCCAUGCCGGGGUACCCGAUGGCCCUGUCGCACUUGGAGCACACCCUCGGCAGGAUGCGGCCACUCGCCGAAUGUCCCUCCGCCGUGAAAAUGGCAGGCUUCCACCCGAGCCCGGCUUCGCAGCGCCACUACGAGCCGGCCCACUACGCCGGGCCGUUCCACGACGGCGGAGACUUUGGUAUCGAGCGGCAGCACCUGCUGCAGCAGCAGCAGCAGCAUCAGCAUCAGCAUUUGCCAGAUUCCUGCACUCCAGACUUUGGCAGAGGAGUCCCCCGGCUCGGCUCCUCUCGGUCGGCCAUGCCGACGAUGAUGCCUCCGGUUGGCGAAUCUCCGCCGGCGGCCGAGGGCAUGUGCGCCGUGUGUGGAGACAACGCGGCGUGCCAGCACUACGGCGUGCGCACCUGCGAAGGCUGCAAGGGCUUCUUCAAGAGGACGGUGCAGAAGGACGCCAAGUACGUGUGCCUGGCCAACAGGAACUGCCCCGUGGACAAGCGUCGGCGCAACCGCUGCCAGUACUGCCGCUACCAGAAGUGCCUCACCGUGGGCAUGAUCAAAGAAGUGGUGCGCACGGACAACCUGAAGGGCAGGAGGGGCCGACUGCCCUCCAAGCCGAAGGGCCCGGCGCCGACGGCAGAGAAGGGCGCGCCGCGGCAGCCCCCCUACGACAGCUACCUGCAGGAGCUGGUGCAAGCGCACGUCGAGGUCUGGCCGGCCACUUCUCAGCUCGACUUCUCACAGAUGAACCCGAUGAGCGAGCGCUCCAAGGUGCCCCUGGACUCGGAGCACGUCCACCACUUCUACGAGCUGCUCUCGGGCUCCGUGCAGAUUUCGCGAGACUGGGCCGCCCGCCUGCCCAGCUUCCAGGAGCUGCCCGGCUGCGACCGCGAGCUGCUGCUCAGCUCCUCCUACCUGGAGCUCUUCCUGCUCAGGCUCGCCUACAGGUCAAACCCGAAGGAGGAGCGCCUGGUGUUCUGCACGGGGUUGGCGCUGCACCUCAGCCAGUGCGUGCGCGUGUUUGGCGAGUGGCUCUACAGCAUCCUGAGCUUCUCCGACACGCUGCAGGCGCUCGAGCCGGACAUCGCCACCGUGGCCUGCCUGUCCGCGGCCGUCCUCUUCGGCGAGCGACGUGGCCUGCGGCAUCCCAAGCGGGUGGAGGAGCUGAGAAACAAGGUGCAGCGCAUCCUGCGCGAGCACCUGGACUCGCUGGGAGCGAGGCCGGCCAAGGUGAGGCAACUCUUGAGUCAGCCCGGCCUCCUGCACUCGCUCAGCAUGAUGGGCCUGCAGCGCAUCUUCUACCUCAAGAUGGAAGACCUCGUGCAGACGCCCGACUUUGUGGAUAACUUAUUCAAGGAUUCGCUACCUUUCUGAGUGUGCGUGCGUGCGUGCGUGCCUUAGCGCACGAAUGUUUGUAUUUUGUGUGUAGUGUGCCGGGUGUUUGUGCUUGGUGUGGAGUAUGUGUGUGUGUUUGUUUGUUGAACUUCUUUUGCACCGUACGUGCUCAUUGGAGGUGCGGGGGAAGGACAACAAACUAAACACAAAAUUCAGUUCUAAAGAAAUUAGUUUCCAGUCUAGAUUCAAAAGUUGCUUAACUCCAGUGGCUUCGUAAUAUUGGAAGAGCGUUCCAGACGGCAGUUGCUGAUUCAGUAGGUAAACGUGAGAAUAAAUGAACCUGUAGAGACAACUAACUAAAAAGUAGUACAAUGUAGAAAUGCCCCCUUUGCUCGUUUUUGUUGCAUUAAAUUUUGACUUUGGCUCCACGAUGGAGGACUUUGGAACCACAAUGAAGCGUGCGCAGCAUAUGUUUGUUUGGCUGUAAAAAAAAUACAUAUAUAAAAUAAAAUCCUGACACUGCGCUUGUGCCAGGGUCACAACCGUAUUGGAAGAAAAUCUCCCCGUUGCUGAAUUACCAGAUGGCUCCUUUGUGAAAUCUUACGAGGAUUAGGAUCUCCCUGUUGCCGAGAUGAUGAUGAUGAUGAUCCUUAUGGUGGGAAACAGCCGUGAGGCAAUGCAUGGCGCAAGAAUGAAUAUGUCUGUAAAUUAUGGGUAGGUUGAUAUUAUUAUUAUUGUUGUUGUUAUUUUAAAAAUAUUUUUUUACGGAGCAGCACUUAUAAAUGCACUGGCGUCAUCGCUGCAGCAGUGGGAAAAUAGCCCCGGCAUCAAAGCGUCCUCUUCCCAAAGGGAUCGCCUGGCCACACUACAGUCCGCACGUGCUGCCAAUGGCUCAGCGGACAUUGAGUUGCACUGCAGGUUCGGACCUCUGCUCGCUCGCCUCAUCCAAGCGCAGCGUGCACAACGCACAGCACUGCAAUACCACUGCGACUGCGAGUCGAACGACGCUUUUUAAUACCAUUUGCGCCGUGUAUUGAAAAGGCGUUGCUGAGGACAGACACGGCUCCGCUGUGCUCCUGUUCAAACGAGGAUUCAGUAACGCGAGGGCGACGUAUUUUGGUAUCUCUCGCCGAACGAACCUUGGCUCGAUUCAGAAUCGGAAAUCUGUAUUUAGCCCGGAGGAAUCCGAUGAGCUAUGAAUCUCUUUUUCACACAGAUGUCCAGUACCGGGGCGGCUCAGUAAGUUAUAACCGCAAACAAUUUUUAAAAAACACGAUAGGAGUGCUAAAAGAGAAAAAUUCCCACACCCGUUCACCACGCUCGGUGUAGCGUAUUACUUUACGAUGCCUUUCGUUACGCCUCAACAAUUUAGUUUUGGUGAAUUCGGUUUUUUUUGUUGCGCCAGUAAAGAACGUGUCUUAUUUACUCGUUAAUUUAUGAAUGUGAUACUUAUUUUUAAGAAGCAAUUGUAUGCCGUUUUUUUUUUAUUGAAUAUGGCAGUUUUGGGGAAAGGUUGUGUGUAAAUCUUCACGCGAUGCAAACAUAUCUGGGUAGUCGACACAGAAGAAAGCCAGUCGUGUUGGAGUCAUGUUGGGGGUAAAUAUUCACAAACAGCUGAUCCCCCCCCCCCCCCCCCCCCCACCGUUCAGAAAAUUAUCUUCACGGACAUUCGCAAUGCGCAGUGUUCGUUCCUGUGUGGCAGCGCGUGCCGACAUUGUGUACGAGUCGAGACGACCGGUGUUAAUGGAUAUAUAUAUGAGCCGCCUUUGUUUUGGAGAGACCUAUCAGGAGAGGCAGGGAUGUACGUACGUGCAUUGAACUUCUUUCGCCCCGUCCGUGCGUUGAACUUUUUUCGGACCGUGCGUAGCCAACCGUGUGUAGAGUCCACACGUAAAUCCCCGACUACUCGUUUUUAUUUAGUUUUUGUUUUGUCGAGUAGAGUAAAACAUCGUAAGCUGCCCGUACCCUCUGUACAUUUGAGCGUGGAUCGUGGAUUUGAACGUGCGUUUGCUUUAAAGGUCAUGGCCCCUCGCGGUUCGGCGUCUCUUGGUGUAUCGUGUAACGUAGGGGGCUCGUGCAUGCAAGGGACUUAUUUUCGUAGUGCCUUAUUGUAAAGAAAAUAAUUACAAUAUAUCGUAAAACGUUUCUGGUGUUGAGGGUUUGUUGUGCGUUCACGUGACUGUACAUAAAUAUGUAAAUUAAUGUCGUAAGAAAAAUGUGGAAUAAAAGUCAAGGAUUUUAAUAAAGAUGUAUCGGUGUACAGCGAAUGAAACUAAAGAGUUCCUUCCAGGGGAUGAAUUGACUUAAGAUGAAUUUACCUAAAAUGAAUGCCAUGUGAAAACAUUCGGGUUAAAUCACCUUGGCUCUGUUUCUCGUAGAACACAACACUAUUUAGUUCCAUGUCUGUAAUGUAUAUGCAUAAACGUUAUUAAUAUUAAAAUAUACCGAAUACGGAGAAUGCCCAUUACAGCCUCUAUUUCUUAUGCUGGAGUCUGUACGAUUGAGUUAUCGGGACAUAAAGCAGACGCAAGACGAAGGAAAUCACUUAAAUGUGACCACCUACAGUACAGCGUUACGAAUGCAACGUGACGCAUCCAACUUGCGGGUUAUCCAAACACAAAAAAUAUUCCACUGUUUGUGAACUGAAUCCAGAAGUUUCAGAACACGAACGUAUUUAUUUGGUUGUUGUUUUUUAAGUGAACCCCGAUUAAUUAAUGGA
Messenger RNA from Lethenteron reissneri (Far Eastern brook lamprey), 4911 nucleotides. Its product is annotated as nuclear receptor subfamily 4 group A member 2-like. Gene Ontology annotation, cellular component: transcription regulator complex; nucleus. Lineage: Eukaryota; Metazoa; Chordata; Hyperoartia; Petromyzontiformes; Petromyzontidae. Gene Ontology annotation, biological process: cellular response to corticotropin-releasing hormone stimulus; regulation of transcription by RNA polymerase II. Gene Ontology annotation, molecular function: nuclear receptor activity; zinc ion binding; RNA polymerase II cis-regulatory region sequence-specific DNA binding. The record is from RefSeq and is a predicted model, not a curated record.